AUGAAGUUUUUACGCUUGGUGUCGAUUGCCACGGCAGUUGUGGCACUACAGAUUCCCUUGCGGCUCAAAACCCUGCCCGCUAAUAAGGCAGUGUUUGCCGACGACCCUCUCGCUACGGAGUCGUCUAAAGUCCAUUACCUGAAAGUGGACCCUAGCCUAUGGCCAGUGGACCUCAACCAGUACCAGGGUGUGGUUAUUCGAGGUGAUCUACUGUCAGUGCCGCUGCUGGCCUUGCGAGAGGCUCUUCAAGAGAUUGAGAACAGUAUCUGGAGCAAAAAUAACAUUGAGAAUACCGCCGACAUCCAAAUCAGCUACGAAAAUCUUGUUAAGCUUUUGGAAAAGGUACCCCAAUUCAAAUACUCGGUAAUGAUCGACGACUUGGCCCAAAAGGUGUAUGAGUCGUAUCCUCACCAUGAAGCUGAAGCCGCGAGCGAGGAUGAAGUCAUUGCGAACCUGGAGAUUUUCUUUAAAGAGUACCGCUCGUUAGAUACUAUUUAUUCGUGGUUGGACAUGUUACAGCAAACGUAUCCUGAAGUGCUUGCUGUGGAAGACAUCGGUGAGACCUAUGAGGGGCGCCCCAUUCGUGUCGUUCAUUUCAGUGUCAACAAAGAAGGUAUCGACCACAGCCAGAAAAAGUCUAUCGUGGUUACUGGUGGCACCCAUGCCCGCGAAUGGAUUUCGGUGUCUUCGACAUUGUUUUUAUUGUACAAGCUCUUGAAUCACUACGAAUACGACCCAACAGGCGACGUGGUGACCAAACUCAACAUUUUAUUUGUCGUGGUGGAAAAUCCCGAUGGUUACGAGUACACUUGGAACCACGAUCGCUUGUGGCGGAAAAACCGUCAAAAGACUAAGAAAGAGGGCUGUUUUGGGAUUGACAUCGACCACUCGUACGACUACCACUGGACGAAGCUGACCGACUGGGAAUGUGGUGAAGAAUACUCGGGUGAGUACCCAUUUGAAGCGUAUGAGCUGAAGAUCUGGAACAAGUAUCUUAAUGCCACCAAUGAGCAACACAAGAUCUAUGGCUAUAUUGACUUGCACCUGUACUCUCAGGAAGUGUUGUAUCCUUAUGCCUACUCUUGCAACGAACAACCUCGCGAUGAGGAGAACUUGGUGGAGCUUGCCUAUGGUAUUGCUAAAGCCGUUAGAAUUGAGUCGGGCCAGGCGUACAAUGUGUUACCCGCCUGUAUCGACAAGGACCUGGACAUGCUUCCCGACAUGGGGUCGGGGCUGGCGUUGGACUACAUGUACCACAGCAACGCCUACUGGGCGUACCAACUCAAGCUCCGCGACACCGGUCUGCACGGGUUUUUGCUUCCCAGUCAAUAUAUCGUCCCCGUGGGCAUGGAGAUCUACGCCGGGCUCAAGUACUUUGUCAGAUUUGUCGUUGACGACGAUCGCUAA
Diutina rugosa is the source of this 1407-nucleotide messenger RNA. It is a transcript of the gene ECM14, whose product is annotated as putative metallocarboxypeptidase. Gene Ontology annotation, biological process: proteolysis. Gene Ontology annotation, molecular function: zinc ion binding; metallocarboxypeptidase activity. The coding region runs from base 1 to 1407 and encodes 468 amino acids. The transcript has a single exon. The record is from RefSeq and is a predicted model, not a curated record. NCBI's taxonomy places the organism in Eukaryota, Fungi, Ascomycota, Pichiomycetes, Serinales, Debaryomycetaceae.